GAAGAAAUUGCACGUACUCUACGAGCACGCAGCCGGCUAUGGGGUGUUUAAAGUUCAGGAAUUCGAGGAAAUUGGGAUGAUUCUGCCUCAGUUAGAGGCUUCCAUAAAUGACCUCCCUAGAUUUAAUAGUAUUGUGAAGCUUGUUAGUUUUUCACCGUUCAAAACAGCUGUGGCUGCUUUAGAGAACAUCAAUGCAGUCUCCGAGGGUGUCUUGCCUGAAGAUUUACACAAGUUUUUGGAUGUAGCAGUCCCUAAGGGCAAAAAAGUAACUCUGGGCGUUUCUGAUCCUAAGUUAGCAGCUGCUAUUACUGAGGCUUUGGGUAUACAAUGCAGUCAUAUUGGAGUAGUUCCAGAAAUUAUCAGAGGCAUUCGCGCUCAUUUUCACAAUUUGGUAAAAGGCUUCACGGCUAAUAGCUCCGGUAUUGCCCAAUUAGGUCUAGGACAUUCGUAUUCUAGAGCUAAAAUAAAGUUCAAUGUACAUAGAGUAGAUAAUAUGAUUAUUCAAUCUAUUGCUUUACUUGACCAGUUGGAUAAGGAUGUCAACUUAUUUUCCAUGCGGAUAAGAGAAUGGUACUCGUAUUAUUUUCCAGAACUUAUAAAGAUUGUUCCUGAAAAUUACACUUUUGCAAGGCUGGCACAGUUUAUUAAAAACCGUAAAGACCUGUCUGAAGAUUCUUUAGAGGGUCUUGAAGCAAUUACCAUGGAUGCUGGAAAAGCUCAAGCUAUUUUAAUUGCAUCUAGGUCCAGUAUGGGUAUGGAUAUCAGUGAUAUCGAUUUGUUAAACAUUCAAAUGUUUGCUGCUAGAGUUAUAUCUUUGGCAGAUUACAGAAAACAACUAGCAAUAUACCUCAGAUCUAAAAUGUCUGAUGUAGCACCAAAUUUAGCAACUCUGAUUGGUGACCAAGUUGGUGCCAGGCUUAUAGCACAUGCUGGUUCUCUCACUAAUUUAGCUAAAUAUCCAGCUUCUACUGUUCAAAUUUUGGGUGCAGAAAAAGCUUUAUUCAGAGCAUUAAAAACCAAAGGUAAUACCCCUAAAUACGGAUUACUUUUCCAUUCAACAUUCAUUGGAAGGGCUGGCAGUAAAAAUAAAGGAAGAAUAUCAAGAUAUUUAGCAAACAAAUGCUCCAUAGCUUCAAGGAUUGACUGUUUUACUGAAACUCCUAAUAAUGUAUUUGGGGAAAAAUUAAGACAGCAGGUUGAAGAUAGAUUGAAAUUUUAUGAAACUGGAGAUGCCCCUAAGAAAAACAUUGAAGUUAUGCAAGAGGCUAUCCAAGAAGUCAGUCAAUUGGCUGCCGCAGAAAAGCAAAAGAAAAAAAAGAAGAAGCGCUCUGCAUCUGUGGCAUUUGGAGAGAAUGGCACUGAAGAGAAUGGCGUUGCAGAAAAUGGGUCAAGCAAGAAGAAAAAACAAAAAAAGUCAAGUGAAUCAAAUAACAGUUCAGAUGUCUGUCUAGAAAAUAUUGAGGCAGUUCAAGAAUCGCCAAAAAAGAAAAAGAAAAAGAAGAGCGAGUCAACAUCUGCUGAGGCUGAUAGUACUAUGGACGAAAGUUCCAAUACAAUAGAGGCAGUGGAAGGCACACCAAAAAAGAAAAAGAAGAAGAAGAGCGAGUUGAGAGCCGCUGAUAGUACUAUGCACGAAAGUUCCAAUACAAGUGCAGUUAAUGAUGUGAGUCUUGAAACUUCCAAAAAGAAAAAGAAGAAGAAGGUAUCAGAAUAA
Ceutorhynchus assimilis (cabbage seed weevil) is the source of this 1714-nucleotide messenger RNA. Lineage: Eukaryota; Metazoa; Arthropoda; Insecta; Coleoptera; Curculionidae. The record is from the annotation of a GenBank genome assembly.